Stereum hirsutum FP-91666 SS1 is the source of this 1983-nucleotide messenger RNA. RefSeq names its product WD40 repeat-like protein. Gene Ontology annotation, molecular function: protein binding. Bases 1 to 1983 code for a protein of 660 amino acids. Gene Ontology annotation, biological process: proteasome-mediated ubiquitin-dependent protein catabolic process. The transcript has 11 exons. Lineage: Eukaryota; Fungi; Basidiomycota; Agaricomycetes; Russulales; Stereaceae. The record is from RefSeq and is a predicted model, not a curated record. Gene Ontology annotation, cellular component: GID complex.
AUGCGCUAUACAGAACAUGAUUCCAGCUCCUCUGUCUCUCCCGAUCUGCCUCCAGAACCCGGUCCCUCGAAGCCCACGAACGGCCAUACCUCUAAUGGUGUUUCAGGACCAUCUGCUACUAACGGUACCCUCAAGCACGCGACCAAGUCUUCACCGCCGAGAGUCAGCCUUCCUGGGACGACAUUAUACGAGGACUCGAAUAUUGAUCGCGAGGAGUUUAUCAGAUUGGUCAUUCAGAGCUUGCGGGAUGUUGGUUAUACCGAGUCGGCAACAGUGCUGGAGGCGGAGUCGGGGUACGUCAUGGAAACGCCAGAGGUUGCACAAUUUAGGACAUGUAUCGUGGAUGGUCGGUGGGCAAUAGCGGAGAAGGCACUCACUGCUCUGGGCGUAACGGAGGAGGAAGGACUAUUGGAUGCAAAAUUUUUGAUUAGCCAACAGAAAUAUCUGGAGUACCUAGAAGCCGGAAACACGACUGGAGCAUUACACGUUCUCAGAAAUGAGAUCGCCCCGAUACAAAGCAAUCCCGAACACCUCCUUCCAUUAUCUAGUCUUUUGAUGUGCACAGACGCUGCUGAUUUAAGACAACGAGCUGUCUGGGAUGGCGCCACAGGGUCAUCACGGAGACGACUCUUAGUAAAUCUCCAACAGUAUAUCCCCUCAUCCAUCAUGGUUCCUCCUCGCCGUUUCUCCACCCUCCUCGACCAAUCGCGGUCACAUCAGAUCUCACGCUGUCUUUAUCACAACGCCCCUCCCAGCUCGCGCAACUUUUCGCUGUACAGCGAUCAUCGAUGUGAUAAAGAUAUGUUCCCUCGGGAUACUGUUGCUAUCCUGCAGGUGCAUAGUGAUGAAGUUUGGACAAUGGAGUGGAGCCACAGUGGCAAGUUACUAGCUUCUGCGAGCAAGGACCAGACUGUCAUCAUCUGGUCCAUAGGCGCCGAACCGGACCCAUCAUCACGAACAUAUGAACAUGCGUUAACUCUACGCGAUCAUCCAUUUCCUGUAGGCUGCCUCGCAUGGUCAUUAGAUGACUCGAUAUUACUGUCUUCUGCGGAGCAAUAUAUCAAGAUGUGGAAUACAAAGACUGGCAUUUGUAUUCGCACUCUCGAUGCACAUACGGAGACGGUGUCUGCACUGGCCUGGGUACCAGAUGGCUCAGGAUUUCUUUCAGGUUCACAGGAUCGCAAGAUCAUCCUUUGGGGCUCAGAUGGUCGGCAACGUGAUUCAUGGGGAAUCACUUCAAUCCGGGUGACUGACCUCGCCGUUACUCCCGACUUCACACGUUUGGUGGCGGUCGGCGUCUCCGCGACGAGUUCACUCGCUGGCAAUGCGACACCAUCUGGAAGAGGGGAUUCGACCACACCGCCGGGCGCAGGCGGUAGGACUAGUACGAACGGGUCCGGGGCGCAGGUAGGGGAGCAUCAGAUGAUCGUGUAUGAUUUAGCUACGAAGCAGCCGGAAGUUUCGGUUUCGCUCGUUGGCCAGCUCACGAGCGUGAAGAUCUCCGACGACUCGCAGUACGCGCUCAUCAACCAUGCGCCGGACGAGAUCCAUUUAUGGGACAUCUCAACUGGCCGUAUGGCCCGCAAGUACACCGGUCAACGUCAAGGUCGUCACAUCAUCCGCAGCUGUUUCGGUGGAGUCGAUGGAAACUUCGUGGUCAGUGGAAGUGAAGACGGGAAUGUGUAUGUGUGGCACCGUGAGCGGGGUAUUCUGCUCGAUAUCCUCCAAGGUCACGGCCCCGGCAGCGUGAAUUCUGUCGCGUGGAAUCCACGGAACAAACGAAUGUUUGCUUCUUGUUCUGACGACUGCACGAUACGAAUAUGGGAGGCCCUUCCUCAGGACCAUACAUAUACCGGCGCUUCGUCGUCGAACGUUCUGAAUCCCAGAUUACUGGAGCACGAGGGCACUGGUGGAGGUAGCAGCAGUGCGGAUCAUAGUGGGAAGGGCAAGGGAAAGAGACGAGAACCUUGGGACGAGGAUUAG